ACACAGUAUAUGGCGGCGGCUUCUCCCGUAGCUGGUACGCCGGGAAGGCUUGGCUAGCUGGGUGCAUUCAUGCUAAUGCUGUAUUUUACUUUCCGUGCUUGCUUUUUAAAACAACGGGGACAGAUCCAGCAUGGACAGUUACCGGAGUGAGGGAUAUGAAGCAAAACACCAGGGCACACAUGGAUAACUCUGUAAAGCUAGCCAUAUUAGAAAGGUGAACAUCGCUACGCAGCUGGAUGACGCCCACAGGAUUGCGGUGAGGAAACAUAAUGAGGAGGUGGAUAAAAACAGCCACAUUUUACCCAAGAUUAUCGAUUGUGUGAAGUUUUGUGGGACUUUUGAGUUGGCCUUGUGUGGGCAUGACGAGACUGACUCGGACUCCUCGGACAACCCCCCCAUUUUCUGGGGCUUGGUGGAUUUUGUUGCCGUCUCUUGACAGUGUGCUGGAGGAGCACCUGAAGACAGCUACCGUUUUUAAGGGCACGUCAAAGACGAUACAGAACGAGCUGUUGGACUGCAUGCUGUCAGUGCUUAAGGAUUACAUCCUGGAGGAAGUAAAGAGUGCUGAUUUUAUCGCCAUUCAAGCCGACGAGACGACUGACGUUUCCACCCACUGCCAGCUGGUGCUUGUGCUACGCUACAUCGAUGCUAACAGUAACAUCCAAGAGUGGUUUUUCGAGUUCAUUAGCAUCCAGAGCGCAACCGCCGACACCAUCGCUACAGCGCUGCUGGAGAGGCUCAGCACCAUACUCUCACAUGGACAAAAGGCCAAACUUAUUGCCCAGGCUUACGACGGAGCAAGUGUGAUGAGGGGAGCCACCGGCGGAGUGCAGCGUAAAAUAGUGGAUGUGUACGAAAAUGCGCACUACGUCCACUGCUACGCACAUCAGCUGAACCUCAUCAUGCAGCAGGCUACUUCACGCAUCCCCAGGAUCGGCACUUUCUUUUCCGACCUUGCAGGAUUUUCUGCUUUCUUCUCCAGGUCUACCAAGCGAACCACCAUGCUUGACCAAGUGGUUGCGCAUAGACUCCCCAGAGCCUCUACAACACGGUGGACCUUCCACAGUCGCGCUGUAAACACUGUGUACAAGCACAAGGAUGACCUCCUAACGUGUUUCCAGACCAUCAGAGACUCUGGGAACUUCGACCCCCCCGACUGUCAGAGAGGCUGGGGGCUUUGUGAGGAAUGCUCGAAGACGAGGCUCUCUAUUUUUUCCUGGCACUGUUCCACAAGAUCAUGCCAAAUGUGGACAUGCUUUUCAGCCAGCUGCAGAAGAGGAACAUCGACCCUGUCUUCAUACUAACAAUCAGGGCCUCCAUUCCCUCUUUGUGUGGGGACAGCGCAUCUGACGAGCAGCAGCAGCCCAUAAAGCGAUGGAGUAGCUGGGACCAGGAGAACAACAGAGGCUGGCUACAGAGGUAUGUGAUACUAUCCUGAUUCAUGACAAGGAGAGGUUCUCCUUCACCCAGCACCUCAUCAGCGCAACACUGUUGCAUGGAAAGUUGUUCCCACAACACAGUGUGAAGUUCCCCGAUACAGCGCUUGAAACAACCGUGGAGGCGUACCUCAUGUUGAACAAGGCCAAGCUCAAAACCGAACUGUCCCUCAUCUAUGAGAACAGUGAGUUCAAGGCUUGUAGUGGUGCAGUGCCUCUGUACCAGUUCUUCACCGCAGCACUGACCACAUGUUUCUUUGUAUAUAGUUGACCUUUGCAAAAAAAAUCAUCCAGUUAUAUAUGGUACUCUAGAAAGUCUUCAUAGUGUGUUUGCUAAUAUUACUGUAUAUAUGUUGUUUUGUAUCAAUUCAUUGUUGCAGCUCUCAGCGCUAAAAACGCGUUUGGUGGACACAAGCCCUAACUCAGACAAUUCCAAUCACAUUUAAAGGACAUCGACUGAUUAUCGUUAUCGCCAAAAUCCCCAAAAAUAUCGCCCACCCCUAAUUCAAAUCAUGAAAUAUCACCUUUUUACACCAUUUUAAAUUUAGUGACAAGAGAGUGCUAACAAAUACAUUAAACACAUUUAACAUAAAAUAAGUUUUUAAACUGUAUUAGCAAGCAAACUCCAUUGUGAUAGCUCCCUAAGACCGACAGAGUUGCCUCAAAUGAGCUUAUAUAGCAGUGCUAGCAUAAACGUAUUGGCUUAAAACUCUCCAAAGGCACACAAUAGCGCCAAAAUAUGACUUAACAUUAAACCCUAUGUGUAACAAAGUUGUAACAAACCUUGUGCCCUUAUCAGCUGGGUGCUAGGUAAACAAAAAUGUAUCAUUUGGACAUUAGGCUAGCGCUUUGUCAUGCUGCCACACUUGAAGAGCGACCAUACACCUUUUUCCGGCAAGACCCCUUUCAAAAUAAAAGCUCCAACCUCAAUAUCAAAAUAAUAGGCCCGAUAAUAGUUUAACUUAACAAUAACACAUAAAGGAUUAAUAC
Dicentrarchus labrax (European seabass) is the source of this 2426-nucleotide messenger RNA. Its product is annotated as zinc finger MYM-type protein 1-like. NCBI's taxonomy places the organism in Eukaryota, Metazoa, Chordata, Actinopteri, Moronidae. The transcript has 3 exons. The record is from RefSeq and is a predicted model, not a curated record. Bases 360 to 1304 code for a protein of 314 amino acids.